UUAAUUGCGUCCUAAUGAGGGGGUGCUAUUUAAAACCACUUUUCCCUUCUGCAACUUUUCAGUGUGUUUUCAAUUGUGAACCAUGAAGCUGUGCGCACUUUUACUCACCGCUGCGUUUUGCCAAUGUGCCGGAAACGUUCUCUUGGAAGUUUCGCCGUGCCCCAGGCUGUUUGUGUACGAGCGGACCAGUUCCUAUAACGAUCGGUGGUUUGGCAUCAUCACGUUGUUAAACGAUGCCACUCUGAACGGAAUUUGGCUACGUGUCUCUUUCGACCGCCCUAUUAUUCAAUUAGGGAAUUGGUUUGGAGAAGUGGUGAAGAAGUCUACGACUGAAUACGUCAUCAAAAACCCAAAUUUCAACUUAAAAGCCCACACGCCGAAAAUCGUACGCAUCUUCGUCAAGUACAACGUGAACGCGCCUCCGCCGCAGGUGGUCGGAUUUAAACUAAACGCGCGAACGGUGUGUCCCGAGGAGGUGGUCUCCACGACGCCGAGCACCACCACCGAACACCUCUUUACCAAUAGCGAAGACCAAGUCACCCCCGAUCUUGGAUCACGAAACAACGUCAUGUCUACGGACGACUCCACCACAGAGUUGAACUUUAACGAGCAGCCGCUGUUUAUAUCGCACCUGAAACCUCACAGCAACCCUACCAGCACUUGCGGUACCAUCUCGACGCAACCCAGCAAUGCCCAACCGCAAAUCGCGUACAAAGGCCAAUUUCCUUGGCACGUAGCGCUCUACUACACGAAAGACGUCACGAUCGCCUACCUCUGCGGCGCCUCCUUAAUAUCGCCCGACCACAUCGUGACCGUCGCCCACUGCGUGGUCAAGGGAAGCACGCAGACCGCCGUCAACCCCGACCGUCUCGUCGCCUACAUGGGCAAGUACUUCCUGAAGCACUGGACGCAGGAGGGCACCCAAACGCGCUACAUUUCCAAGAUUUCGCCGCACCCGAACUACAAAUCUGAGACGAACGCCAACGAUAUUGCGCUUCUUCGACUGACGAACAGCGUCGAGUUUACCGAUAUCAUCCGCCCGGUCUGUCUGUGGACGGAGGAGGUCGGCACAAACGUCGGGAGCGUGGUCGGUUGGGGAUUCGACGAAAUCGGCCGUAUUGAAGAAAAGUUAAUGUACGUCCAAAUGGCGAUACAAGGGGAGGACACGUGCAACGUAUCGGUCGCGAACUACUCGGUUAAAUUUAACAACGACCUCACCUACUGCGCCAGCUUUCUCGAAGAUACCCUCGAGUGCGUAGGCGAUUCGGGUGGUGGCAUGGUCUUCCGUACCGACGACGGAAUUUGGCAGCUACGCGGCAUCGUCACCGUCAGCGUAGUCCUGCAGCAUCAAUUGAAAUGCGGCCCCCAGCAGUACGCCGUAUUCACAGAUGUCAGUAAAUACCACAGUUGGAUCAAAGAGACCCUGGCGAUUUUAUGAAAAUGGCCCUGUAUGAAUUUUGCACCUGUAUAUAAA
This is a messenger RNA of Photinus pyralis (common eastern firefly), 1474 nucleotides long. RefSeq names its product serine protease gd-like. The coding region runs from base 83 to 1438 and encodes 451 amino acids. Gene Ontology annotation, biological process: proteolysis. The transcript has 5 exons. Gene Ontology annotation, molecular function: serine-type endopeptidase activity. The record is from RefSeq and is a predicted model, not a curated record. Lineage: Eukaryota; Metazoa; Arthropoda; Insecta; Coleoptera; Lampyridae.